This is a messenger RNA of Aspergillus nidulans FGSC A4, 1481 nucleotides long. It is a transcript of the gene fhpA, whose product is annotated as flavohemoprotein. The coding region runs from base 32 to 1264 and encodes 410 amino acids. The transcript has a single exon. Gene Ontology annotation, molecular function: heme binding; oxygen binding; oxidoreductase activity. The record is from RefSeq and is a predicted model, not a curated record. Lineage: Eukaryota; Fungi; Ascomycota; Eurotiomycetes; Eurotiales; Aspergillaceae. Gene Ontology annotation, biological process: cellular response to chemical stress.
AUUUCUGAGACACAGACAGACAGCCAUCAUCAUGUCCCUUUCUCCCGAACAAAUCCAGCUCAUCAAGGCCACUGUGCCUGUGCUGCAGGAGCAUGGCACCACCAUCACCAAGGUCUUCUACGACAACAUGCUCACUGCGCACCCCGAGCUCAAAACCGUGUUCAAUGUCUCCAACAAGGUCCACGGGCACCAGCCGCAGGCGCUCGCGGGCGCGCUCUUCGCGUACGCGAGCUAUAUCGACAACCUGGGGGUCCUCUCGCCGGCCGUUGAGCGCAUCUGCCACAAGCACGCCUCGCUUGCUAUCCAGCCCGACGGGUACCAGAUCGUCGGCAAGUUCCUCCUCGAAGCGAUGGGCCAGGUGCUCGGUGACGCGCUCACGCCUCCGCUGCUCGAAGCCUGGGCGGCCGCGUACUGGCAGCUCGCCAACAUCAUGAUUGGCAAGGAGGCCGAGUUGUACAAGUCCGCCGACGGGUGGACUGAUUUCCGUGACUUCCGUGUCGCUCGUAAAGAGCCCGAGUCGGACGUCAUCACCUCGUUCUACCUCGAGCCCGUGGACGGCAAGCCUCUGCCGUCUUUCCUGCCGGGCCAGUACGUCUCUAUCCAGGUGCAGGUGCCGCAACUCAACCACGCGCAAUGCCGCCAGUACUCGCUCAGCGACCAGCCAAAGCCAACCUACUACCGUAUCAGUGUACGCAAGGACCUUGGUCUGGAUGCCUCUGACCCGUCCGCGCCCGCGCAUCCCGGCUACGUCUCUAACAUCCUCCAUGACAAUAUCAAUGUUGGCGACAUCGUCAAGCUCACCCAUCCCUAUGGCGACUUCCACCUCACCGAUGCCGCCGCCUCAAGCCCGCUUGUCCUGAUCUCCGCUGGCGUCGGUCUCACCCCGAUGACAUCAAUGGUGAACACGCUGCGCACCGCCGAGUCCAACACCCGCCCUGUACAUUUCAUCCACGGCGCACACACGUCCGCAUCGCGUGCCUUCCAAGCACACCUGCAGUCCCUCCCCAACCUCAAAACAACGUACUUCCUGACGGCUCCAACCGAGUCGGACAAGCAAGGCGAGAACUACACAUACAAGGGUCGCGUUGAUCUAUCCAAGAUCGCCGACGAGGAUCUCUUCCUUGGCGACAAGCAGACUGAGUACUACAUCUGUGGGCCGACGGCGUUCAUGCUCGAUACACAGAAGGCGCUUGUGGCCAGGGGCGUGGACCAGAGCCGCGUGCACAUGGAGCUUUUCGGCACGGGUGGCGUGCCGGCGGCUUAGAGCUGUCCAUCACGGGAGCUUCAAAACUUUCGAGGCCAGGCCAGACCUCAAUUCGUCUAUCAGUGGAGGCUGUGGCCGAUGCUGUGUGAGGCAGGGCGACGUGUGACGAGAGCAAUUCUUCUGAUUUGACUGUAUUUUUUCGUAAUGAUAUCCCAAUCCCGACUCUGUUAUGUAAUUAGAAUUUUGCCCAGCCAAUGAAUAAUACUCUCUCCUCUUG